This is a messenger RNA of Macadamia integrifolia, 1740 nucleotides long. RefSeq names its product probable folate-biopterin transporter 8, chloroplastic. NCBI's taxonomy places the organism in Eukaryota, Viridiplantae, Streptophyta, Magnoliopsida, Proteales, Proteaceae. The transcript is spliced from 2 exons. The record is from RefSeq and is a predicted model, not a curated record. Gene Ontology annotation, cellular component: membrane. Bases 1 to 1740 code for a protein of 579 amino acids.
AUGAUUUACACAUCCUUACCCAAUAGAGACACACUCAUCUCAGUGACCCAAGGAAUCCAAUUAAUGCCACCACCAUCAAGUGCAUCUCUCCACUCCAAUCUCAUUUUCAGCGUUCACCACCAAAACCCAAGAGUAUCAUCAUCUUCAAAAAACAGCAACAACUCCAUAAAACUAAUCCAUAUCCUGAAACCCAUCAUUGUUACCUCUGAUGAACAAGUACACCCACAAAAGAACAGCAAUACCAAGAGAAAUUGUAGGAUAACAGAGUCAGUACCCCAAGUGGGUCAUCAAGAUAUGUCAGUCCUGUGUGGGUUUGGGUAUUGGGUCCAAGGUUUCAGGUGUUUUCCAUGGUUGGCUCUCAACUUUCACAUGGCUCACACUCUUAACUUGGAUCCUUCAGUAUUGCAGCUUGUUCAGAACUCUGCUAACCUACCCAUGGUGGCCAAACCACUGUUUGGGGUAAUUUCUGAUGCUGUAUACAUCGGUGGUGCUCGUAGAAUACCUUAUAUUUCCAUUGGAGUCAUAUUGCAAAUUCUGUCAUGGGGAGGCAUAGCAUUGACCCCAGUUGUGGGUGAUGUUCUUCCUAUGCUAAUGGCAUGCAUUUUGCUCAGCAACAUUGGUGCAUCAAUCACAGAAGUUGCAAGAGAUGCUUUUGUAGCAGAGUACAGUCAAAAGCACAAAUUGGGUGGUCUUCAAUCUUAUGCUCUCAUGACACUAGCUGCUGGGGGAAUAUUAGGCAACCUAUUGGGCUGUUUUUUGUUAUUGAAAACACAACAAACCAAUACCAUGUUCUUCUUAUUUGCUCUCCUACUAUCCAUUCAACUUGCAAUUUCCUCAAAGACCAGGGAGGCUUCCCUCAGUUUGCCACAACCAUCAGGGCACCAUCUCACAAGGAAUUCUGUCUCAGAGAACCUAUGCAAGCAAUUCUCCAAUCUUCUUACUACAAUUAGUGAGGAGAGCAUUUCUCUUCCUCUCUUCUGGGUUGUAGCUUCCAUUUCUGUGGUUCCAAUUUUGUCAGGCACCAUCUUCUGCUACCAAACACAAUGUCUAAAGCUUGAUCCUUCAAUCAUUGGGAUGUCUAAAGUGAUUGGUCAAUUGAUGCUUCUAUCUGCAACUGUUCUAUAUGUUCGGUAUUGGAAAACAGUUCCCAUGAGGAAAUUGAUAGGUACCGUUCAGAUUGUAUAUGCAACUUCUCUUCUCCUGGACUUGGUGCUAGUGAAGCAGAUCAAUCUUAAGUUGGGAAUUCCAAACGAAGCUUAUGCCCUAUGCAUGUCAGGUUUAGCAGAAACCAUUGCUGAAUUUAAGCUCCUUCCUUUCUCAGUGCUGUUUGCAAAUUUAUGCCCACCAGGUUGUGAAGGAUUGCUCAUGUCAUUUUUAGCUUCAGCUUUUCGUUUAUCAUCCAUUAUCAGUGGGUUUAUGGGUGUUUGGUUGGCAUCUUUAGUAGGAAUUUCUUCUGGUGAUUACACAAGCUUGCCUGUGGGAAUUCUGCUACAAUUUCUUGCAGCUUUGGUACCACUGGUUUGGAUAUCUUUUGUACCUAUGUCACAAUCAGUAGGAAAGGAAAGGGGAAGAGUUGGGAGUAAAACAAGUAGGAGAAAUAGAAGAGUGGGAAGAUUGGUAUAUGAUUUUGUUCAUGCAAACCGGCGCGAGAGAGAAUAUGAGGUGGGGUGUGGAGAGGUGAAGAAAGCUGGUGAGCUGAAGAAGGAGAGAAAAGCAAGUGGAGGAAUCAUGUCAUUUUAG